Messenger RNA from Humulus lupulus (European hop), 1179 nucleotides. RefSeq lists its product as uncharacterized. The transcript is spliced from 2 exons. Lineage: Eukaryota; Viridiplantae; Streptophyta; Magnoliopsida; Rosales; Cannabaceae. The coding region runs from base 1 to 1179 and encodes 392 amino acids. The record is from RefSeq and is a predicted model, not a curated record.
AUGGGACUGGCCAUUGUCAAAUUCAAUGAUGAUGCAACGAGGGAUCAUGUCCUAGAAAAUGGAAUACUUCAAUUUGAUAGGAAACCUGUUAUCAUUCGGCCAUGGUCUGCGGAUCUUAGUGUUGUUCGCCUUGUUCGUUCAGUUCCUCUCUGGAUUCGUUUACAUGAUUUAGGGCUUCAGUAUUGGGGAAGUAAAUGCCUUAGUGCACUUGUGAGUACGAUUGGUAAACCGAUAAUGGUUGAUAAAUUUACAAGGGAGCACUCAAGAAUUCAAUUUGAUAGAGUUCUUGUGGAAAUGGAAGUUACAGAUAAUCCCCCUAGAAGCAUUCAGUUUCUGAAUGAGCUUGGUCAGAUUAUGGAACAGGGGGUGGAAUAUGAAUGGCUUCCUAUUAAGUGUAAGACCUGCUCUGGAUUUGGUCAUUCAGUGAUGGAUUGUCGUAAAGAGCUGAAAACACAAUGGGUCAAAAAAGAUCCUACAACAAAAGAGGAGCUGAAGAAUAGGAUGAAUACAGGAGAGAUAGAACCUACUGGUAUAGAGCCUGCGGUCUUGACUAGUACAAAAAUGGAAAGGGUUCAGGUUAUCAAUAUUGAGUUGGAAGGGGUUCAGGUGAUUAAUACUGAGGGUUCUCAGCCUAACUCUUUGGAUCGUACUGAUGAAGAUAAGGGUACUCAGAAUAGUAAAAACUGGCUCACUCCCAAACGUGUAGCCACUCAUUCUAAACAAGGUCAGGUAGCAAAUUCUAAUGUUAAGAUUUCAGGACAAGGGCAACAAAAGAUGAAUAAGUUUGAGGUGCUUCAAGAGCAAAUGAUUGGUGGUAAAGAAGACACAAAAAUGAAGGGGAAUAAAAUUAUAGAGUUCAUGGAGCAAAAACUUCCCAAUUGGGAGUUUUUUACUAGUUCGGUCACUGAAGGUAGAAUUUUGAUAGUCUGGAGGAAGGUUUUCGUAAGGGUUACAAUUCUUGAGAAGUCUAAUCAGUUUGUUCACUAUUUGGUAAAGAUGGUUGGUCAAAACCAAGUCUUUUAUGUUACUUUUGUCUAUGGGCUUAAUUCGAUAGAUGGUAGGAGGAGUUUAUGGGAAGGGUUACAACGGUUAUCCCUCUUGGAUGAAGCAUGGAUUAUAUUAGGGGACUUCAAUGCCCCUUUUUCUAGUAUGGACAAAUCUGGUGGGAAACCAAUCUAA